CCACCCGGGAGCGGAAGGCAGUUGAGACUCCACCCUAUCGUUCUUCCGUGGAAACUCGAGUGCUGCUGUCUCUGUAUUCCCCCUUCCCUUGUCCGUUCUUGCGAGUGACCGACGGUGUCUAUUGAUUGUGAAUCGUUCUACCCAAGCAACGGCGAUAACGUUUGCGCUGUGGGUACGGGUCGGUGUUGGCUCGGUAGAUACAACACGUAACCACCAGAGCGCACAACUCCUGUCCUUCGUGUGCAGUAGUUGAUUGCCAUGGAUCUCUCCGUCUUGGCUGCUGUGGGAUCUUUUGUUGUAUCCGAGCGAGUACUGAAGCCGAAAGCAACCGUUUUGGUUAUUUUGGGUGCCAUUUUGGCCUACGACUUGACGACCAAAACACACGAUGUCUCCAGCUUGCGCGUGUACCGCGGACCCGCCUUGUUUGCGUUUACGCUCAUGAUGUGUGCGUAUUCCUUACGCACUUGGCGGCGCAACGGCAUUGCCUGUGACGAACUUCUUUUUCUGCCGGGAACUGCACACGGACAACGGCACGGCUUGGACGAUGCCAACAACGUUUCGAUGGGCCACGACUCGGCUCCUCUACGGACCGUGGAGGCUAUCUCGCACUCGCCCGACGAGGGAGACGUGGCGGCGGGGUGGACUAUACCGGCGCUAGAACUGACGCGUACGAACGCUGCGACCGCAAAUAGCGCUGGAGUCGUACAGAGGAAUAGCCAAAGCCCCGUACGGUCAAGGACCUUGAGCCACGAAUCGUCCAUAUCAUCUAUACAAGAAUUCGUCAACAGCUGGGAUGAAGACGACACGGAGCAUUUGGACGAAGACAAUCGAAUAAGCACAUCUACCGGAGCUGAAUCUGAAUUCUUUCUAUCCGAAGAGGCUAAUUCAGGCAGCACAACACCUAGCGGGAACGCGCCACAGACCGGCAUACACCAACGCGGUAGUCGCUUGACCCGCGGAGUGGAACGCUUCCGAGAAAACCAUCCGCAAUUUACUCGUUUGGGCUCCUUUUUCUUUUUUCGAUCAUCGGCUACGUCCACCCAGUCGGCCGAGUACGCACCGUCCGGUCCAUCGGUAGUGGGUGCAGCGUUGGAUUUGAGCAUGCCUAUUUUGUUCAACUUUCAUCUCUACAUUGAGGCCUACAAUCACAUGGACCAGUAUGGAUCAGACUUUCCUGCCAAAAUCCUACCCCUCAUUUUCUUGUCGGUGUUAGUGGUCCGUUCGAUGUUUCCACCGGGACGACGGAUGCGAUUUUGGUCCACCAUGAAAUUUACCGCGACGGCACCCUUUCACCGAUCACGCUUUCGCGACUGCUUUAUUGGGGACGUUGUUACUUCGUUGGUGCGACCGUGUCAGGAUGUUUUGUUUGCCUUGUCAUACUACGUGACAGUUAUUUGGGGUACGCUCUCGCAAACGUACGGGUUGUCUGAAAGUGGAAGUUACUUGGAGCGCAGUUGGAUUUUGCAUAACGUUGUGUUGCCGUCGGCGGCAUUGCUACCGCUGUGGUGGAAGUUUCUGCAAACCCUUCGGCAGUCGUACGAUACGGGGAAACGGUGGCCCUAUCUCGGCAAUGCCUUCAAAUACUUGUCUGCUUCGGUAGUUAUUUUGUACGGUAUGACGCAUCGGGAAGACCGACGAUCAAUAUGGUGGCUCGUGUGUUUUGCUGCAUCCAUGUUAUACCAAAUUUGGUGGGAUACCAUCAUGGACUGGGAUCUAUUUGUGAUCGAAACGCGGUCGGAUCAAGCCACGGAUACUGACCAGGUUUGGUUCGCCAGUUUAUCUUCCUACCGACCGAAUUCGUAUGUCUUGCCUUUCCUGGAGAGUUGCACUCGCCCGAUUCGGAAAACGUUCGUCGCGAUCGUGACCUUUAUCCCGAGCUACAAACAAAUCAAACUACGACCACAACGGUUGUACAAAAGCGAAGCGUUUUACUACAAGGUUUUUGUAUACAAUACACUCUUUCGAUUUACGUGGAUGCUGUGCUAUAUUCCUGCUUACCAUUUGUCGGCAUCGGGGGAGGAGCAAGUGACGACUUUUUCGUCGGAUACCAAGACCUACGUAGGGGUGUUACUACCUCUGGCUGAAAUUUUGCGUCGCGCACUUUGGGGAUUCUUGUUUUUGGAAAAUGAGACGAUCAAAUUGCAGAAUGGCAACGCGAGCUACUCACGGAUUGAAAGUGUCGAUGAGCCGGAUGAAGAAAAUGCUGACCAGUCGGAAAUGUCGAGCAUGUCGGAUGGCAGUAGUAAGGUGCGGCUGCCGUCGUGGUUGGGCUCUCCACAGCUGCAAGACGAAUCAUCUUUUCGUUUGCGGGAUCGUUUUCGGAGAUUUUUGGAAUGUAACGAAAGAAUGCGCCAACGUCUCUUCAUACUGGAGCUUUUCUUGUGGGCCGUCGCUUUUGUGGGCUUGGGACUGUGGGCCACAAACUAG
Molecule: messenger RNA, 2427 nt
Organism: Phaeodactylum tricornutum CCAP 1055/1
Lineage: Eukaryota; Bacillariophyta; Bacillariophyceae; Surirellales; Neidiaceae
Exons: 2
Coding region: 259-2427 (722 amino acids)
Cellular component (GO): membrane; cytoplasm
Source: RefSeq, a predicted model, not a curated record